CUUUCAAUACUAUGCAAAUCAACGACGAAGUGUAAAAACGACUAUACCAUUGUUUUUUUAAUCAUAUUAUUAAUUUUAUUGAACUUAACACGACCUAAUCUAUUUAUUAGAUCAUACUAAUCGCAAUAGAGCGGCUACUGUAUUGUAACUAUGUUGUGAUUUUUAAUUGCUAUUGUUGUUCAAUGUUCAUACGGCGCAUAUUGUGUGUGUGUGUGUGUUGAUCUAAGAACCCAUCGAUUGUCGUUGACAUAAUCAAAUGAAGUAAAACAAAACUGUCAAAUCAAAAUUAAUAAAAUUCAUUAAUGUCGCUAUCCGUGUAAUCAUCGUUGUUGCAUUCGUAUCCGACAGCAUUCGUGUUCGUUAUCAAAAGGAAACCGAAAACGAAUUAGUCGCAGCGGCGUUCUGUUGCUAUUGCGAUGUCACUGUUAAGUGCACCCAACAAAUCGGAAGUCCCUGCCAAUGCAUUGGGCGGGGAAGAUGAAGUUUCCAUCUUGUCUGCGGCCACCAAAAACUUAUUCAAUCAGACUAGAGUCGAUACCGAUUACGACGAAGAAGACGACGAACUGACCUCAAGACCAACACCGUCCUGUAGCCCUCCGCCCAACGCCAUGUCUACCGUCAAACCGCGUGAUAGUGAUGACGACGACGACCCAAUGGCCACAUCUCCUCCGGCGAUGCAACAGAGUUCAGCCAUAAGCGCCGCAUCUUCGACGGGAACUGCACCUCAGAUCGCCUCCGACUUGGCGUCUAACGUAGGUGGCAGCGUCACGUCUUCUUAUCAGCUACCACAAUUUCCAAUCGAACGAAUCGAAAGCAAAAUGGCCGCAAUUAGCAAUAGUCUGGCCAAAGAGUUCGAUGAAAAAAGAGCCGCGACGGCGGCCGUCCACGGACAACAACCCACGGCACAACCGGCGACAUCUUCGAACGUGGAUGACAGUAAUUGUUGUCAACCGGUACACGCAGAUGGAUCAUCUUCGGAUUUACCGGAUUCGUCUGCCGCCCCGGAUUUUGGUGGACAAACGGGCCACUGGCUACAACACGGAGACGAUAGCCAAGGACAAUACGAUUUUGUGCCACACUUUCAGAGAGUCAGCAUUAGCGGAGAGCACAACAGCGGAGUACCUUUGGAGGAUUUACACUGGGCGUCGCAACAACUCAUGGAAGCGCUACACAUUCGGGAACGUUACAUGCGCGUGUCCCAUCAAUCGUUCCCUACUAUCACCUCGAAGUUUUUCCACAAGAAACGACAACAGGAAAAUGUAUCAGCAACACAAGACGCGUCGACCGAUGCGACCACCACGGGCAACUCGUCUUCGUCGCCUUCGGCAGACGGUACCGUCAAUUCGGUAAACGACGCCAAGUCUGGAGUCAGACAACAUCAGCCUUACCCAACUGCUCGGGUAAUCAAGCACGAAGAUCGCCAGUCGAUUGCUGCAGAAGCAACGGUCGUUGCUAAAACAGUUGAUCAGCAACGACGACGGUCUUCAACACACCGGAGACCGUCCUCGAAGUCCUCUUAUAAUCCGUGGGCCGACCGUCGGAGUUCAACCAUGGACGACGCGUUUACGGAUCAACUAUUGUUUGAUAUUGCGUCCGGUGAAUACGACCAUCCGGUACACCCACCGGCCAGCGUGGGCGACCCUUGGCAAUGUGAAUUCCCGCCGUCUCUGGGAUACACAAUACGUUCGCAAGACGGUGUGUUCCAAUUAUUCGAAGAUCCCAAUUCGGAAAAUCCCGUUCAGGGAUUUCCGUACCCGAACUUGGAGACGUUUUGUAAAGACAUGACACGGCUGUGCACUAUGAUUUCCGACGGACCUUUAAAAUCGUUUUGCUAUCGUCGACUAUCGUACUUGUCUUCGAAAUUCCAAUUGCACGUUCUGUUAAACGAGUUAAGAGAACUCGCUUCGCAAAAAGCUAUUCCACAUCGCGAUUUCUAUAACAUUAGAAAGGUCGACACUCAUAUACACGCUGCGUCGUGCAUGAAUCAAAAACAUUUGCUGCGUUUCAUUAAGAAAACACUAAAGAACCACGCCGAUGAAGUGGUAACAGCCGGAGGGAUGUCGCUUAGACAAGUUUUCGAAUCGAUGAAGUUGACUUCUUACGACCUGACGGUGGAUAUGUUGGAUGUACACGCGGACCGCAACACUUUCCACAGAUUCGACAAGUUCAACGCAAAGUACAACCCGAUUGGAGAAUCCCGUCUGAGAGAGGUGUUCUUGAAAACCGACAACCACACGGGCGGAAAGUAUUUUGCUCGUGUGAUCAACGAAGUGGCUGCCGAUUUGGAAGAGUCCAAGUAUCAGAAUGCCGAACUCCGUUUAUCGAUUUACGGCAAGAGUCGUGACGAAUGGGAUAAACUGGCACGAUGGGCGAUUUCCAAUCGGGUUUAUUCUGACAACAUUAGAUGGCUCGUUCAAAUUCCACGUUUGUUUGAUAUAUUCAAGUCAAACAGUAUACUCGACAAUUUUCAACAACUGUUGGACAACGUUUUUUUGCCAUUAUUCGAAGCCACCAAUGACCCACAGAGUCAUCCAGAUUUACACAGAUUUUUGCAACAUGUGGUCGGAUUCGACAGCGUGGACGACGAAUCCAAACCGGAAAAUCCGUUUGUCGAUCGAGACGUGCCGAAGCCGGCCCAAUGGAAGGACACUACCGACAACCCACCUUACGCCUACUACCAAUAUUACAUGUAUGCCAACAUGACCGUUUUGAAUCAUCUAAGAAUCAAACAAGGACUGAACACUUUCGUGCUGAGGCCUCAUUGCGGAGAGGCCGGCGCCGUUCAGCAUUUGGUGUGCGGUUUUAUGAUGGCCGAAAACAUAUCCCACGGAUUGCUGCUGAGGAAAGUGCCGGUGCUUCAGUAUUUGUACUAUGUCGCCCAGAUAGGCAUUGCCAUGUCUCCGUUGUCGAAUAACUCGCUGUUUUUGAACUACCAUCGGAACCCGUUGCCGGAGUAUUUGGCUCGAGGCCUGGUCAUCAGCCUGUCCACCGACGAUCCGUUGCAGUUUCAUUUCACCAAGGAACCCUUGAUGGAAGAAUACUCUAUAGCGGCGCAAGUUUGGAAAUUGUCGGCUUGCGACAUGAGCGAGUUGGCUAGGAAUUCGGUAUUGAUGUCGGGUUUCCCGCACAGAAUUAAACAAUACUGGUUGGGACCGAACUACACGAAAGAAGGAGUGGCCGGCAACGACAUAUCCAGAACCAACGUGCCCGACAUAAGAGUGGCUUAUCGAAACGAAACUCUGUUGGACGAAUUAGCCGUCAUAUUCGGCACGAAUACGACUGCCGGGAACAUUACGGUGGAAUCGACGUCCAACAACGUAGCUUCGGGAACAUCAAACUAACCGCGUUCGUCGUACUCGGCUAGACGGACACAAUUUAUUCCAAAUAUUUAACCUUACAAAUAACUACGUACCUAUAUAUAUUAUUUUUUUCGACUAUUAUUUACUCGUCUAGUGAUUAUUAUUAUUGUAUUCAUUUUUUUGACUAUUGUAACCGUUAUCGCGUUAGUUAUAAUAUUAUUAUUAUUAUUGUGUGCCAUUGGUGGCAACAAAAAAAAAAAAAACCAUAACAUAUUUUAUCGUACCUUGUAUUGAAACAUUUACCCUCUUUUUUUUUUAUUAUUAUUAUUAUU
Molecule: messenger RNA, 3631 nt
Organism: Adelges cooleyi (spruce gall adelgid)
Lineage: Eukaryota; Metazoa; Arthropoda; Insecta; Hemiptera; Adelgidae
Product: AMP deaminase 2-like
Exons: 15
Coding region: 417-3341 (974 amino acids)
Biological process (GO): IMP salvage; AMP metabolic process
Cellular component (GO): cytosol
Molecular function (GO): AMP deaminase activity
Source: RefSeq, a predicted model, not a curated record